Molecule: messenger RNA, 2166 nt
Organism: Salvia hispanica
Lineage: Eukaryota; Viridiplantae; Streptophyta; Magnoliopsida; Lamiales; Lamiaceae
Source: RefSeq, a predicted model, not a curated record
AUGAAAGCAGGCUUCCAAUCUGGAAGUAGGACAAGCUCACUAGGAUCAGGGAGUGGACAAUACAAGUGGCGAGUCAAGGAAUCUACAUCUACCAUCACCACCAGAUCAGGAUUGAGGACGGAGGAUCCAUUCCCGUUCGAGUCAGAAAGUGAAAAGGAGUGGAAUUCGUCGACAGAGGAGAACCUUCUCUGCAGCACAAAGCAUCUAAAAUACGCUAGAGCUUACAUUGACUUUAACAAGUCAGAUGAUGUGAUUGAGUUUGCCGAGGUUUUUAAGGGCCAUGUCUUUGUCAAUGAGAAAGGUACACAGUUUAGAACAAUUGUUGAGUAUGCUCCUUCACAACGUGUACCGAAACAGUGGUCCAAGAAGGAUGGCCGUGAAGGGACUAUAUUGAAAGAUCCUGAAUACUUGGAGUUCCUUGAAUUUCUUGCAAAGCCCGUUGAGAAUCUUCCCAGUGCAGAGAUACAGUUGGAGAGGAAGGAAGCAGAACGAGCUGGUGCUCCAAAGGAUGCUCCUAUAGUCACCCCGUUAAUGGACUUUGUUCGUCAGAAAAGAGCUGCAAAGGGUGGAGCUCGGAGGACUGUGAUGAAUGGAAAGACGGCUAGGAGAGGCGGUGGAAUGUCAUCUAGGAAUCCAGUCUCUGGUUCUUCGAAAAGAGGCUCAGAGAAGAGGGCAUCUACUACUAUGUAUGUAUUAAGGGACAUUGUUUGUAAUGUUCUUGUGUGUGGUACAGGAUCCACUGGUCUCGGGAAGAAAAAAAUCCUACUUCUAAAAGGAAAAGAAAAGGAAAUUCCUAACGUUUCUGGCGGUCUGUUACUGCAACAGAAUACAGUCUCUCCUGACAAAGCUGCUACCCCAAAACAUAAUCAGCAGCGUGAAGCUAGUGGAAAGAUAAUCAGGAGCAUUCUUCUCAGCAGGGAUACUCGUCAAAAUCAACCAUCUUUGGGAUCACAAUCAGAACUGCUUACCCAGUCUCCUAAUCAGGAAAGAGACAAGAAACCUCCUCGACCCCCAAGUCUGCAAUCACUUCAGAAGGAUACAAAUGGGGUUCCUGAGGAUAAGUUAGUCUCCAAUGAUUUGCAUGCCGGUCCCACAGAGAAGCAGGAAAGGCGGGCAAGGAACAAGGAUAGACCCGAUCGUGGUGUUUGGACUCCACUUCGACGUUCGGAUGGAUUACAUGCAAGUGAUGACUCAUUAUCCUUGUCUGCUUCACAGAUAUCUGAAGUAGGGGAUUCUGCCGAAGGAACUCAUGUGGAAUCAAAACAAGAUAUACUGGUCACACGUGGUGGUGGUCGUGGUAGGCGUUACUCAUCUGACAAUGGAAAUACUGUAGGGUCUUAUAGGCAUGGGGUUCGACGUGGCUCAGCUUACAAUGUGAAGGAAGGAGAUGGCUCUUCUGCUGUAGAGGGGAAAUCUUCAAAAAGGGGAGGUUCUUCUGGCUAUGCUUCUCAAGAGAAACAAGUGUGGGUCCAAAAGUCCAGUUCAGCUACCUAGUUUGGUUGCAUAUGUGAAAUGCUUUUGUGAAUUGCCAUAUUGAAGCAUAAAUCAGGAUGCCUGAGAGAAUAUCCUGCAUAUGCAGUGUAUGUGGAGACAGACGUGUUUUGCUUGGAAGCCCAUAGAGGCCUUCAGUUUUGCCUGAAUGCUACAGAUGGUGUAUUUACUGCUUGGUGGAUUAAGAAAUUAUGAUCCUAAGUUGAAGAUGGACAGGGAAAAGAGCAAGAAGUUGCGAAGGUGAAUUGUCGAGCAUAUAACACCACAAUAUUGAUCGGUGUCCCUUUGGUAGGUUUAUACUAAUUGACAGGCUUUGCAUCUCCAAUUCUUGCCAUUGAUUCACUGGCUAUCAGGGAUGAUGACUUCGUUCGCUGAACUGUAAAUACAAAUCUGAAGUGCAGUGUACUGCUACUGCUAUAUAUAUGUUUUGUCCAGCAGUCUUCUACCUGGGUUCAGUAAAUUUAUGAUUAUAGACCCUGGUUAGUACCGGGAUUUACUGUAUCCAGCUUUUGCUUAAACCCAGUUGUAAGUGGUUUUAGUUGUAUGAUACCCAACUAAACUUUGUGUGUAUCUUGAGGAAAAGGGAAUUGAGAAUGACUGCCAGAGCUUGACAGUGUGCUCUUAGCUCAAAUGCUUGUUGAUUUGAAUGAGAAAUAGAAUGAGCAUUUCAUGGCA